AUCAUAAUGCUAUCCUGCCAGUUAUUCAUCCCUUGCAACUCCUCUUCUUCGUGGGUAUAUUAGAAAUAGACUGGCAGCAGCUGAAAGGAUCCUUAAAGGAAAAGGAGGUUGGCAUUGGGGAAUGCAGGGGUGGAGAACCAAAAAUCGUGGAUGGCAAUGUUAAAAUGACUCUUGGAAUGAUCUGGACCAUCAUCCUUCGUUUUGCCAUUCAGGAUAUCUCAGUUGAAGAGACAUCUGCUAAAGAAGGACUUCUGUUAUGGUGUCAGAGGAAGACAGCCCCCUACAAAAAUGUAAACAUCCAGAACUUCCAUAUCAGUUGGAAGGACGGCCUUGGUUUCUGCGCUUUAAUUCAUAGACACCGUCCAGAGCUCAUCGACUAUGGGAAGCUACGAAAGGAUGAUCCUCUCACUAAUCUAAACACAGCUUUUGAUGUGGCUGAGAAAUAUCUGGAUAUUCCGAAGAUGCUGGAUGCAGAAGACAUUGUUGGAACUGCCCGUCCUGACGAGAAAGCCAUCAUGACCUAUGUUUCUAGCUUCUACCACGCCUUCUCAGGAGCCCAGAAGGUAUCACAGGAUCCCAAGCUCCCUCCACAGAGCACACCUGAUAUUAUAGGCACGCUAAGGCCGGAUGAGAAGGCCAUAAUGACCUAUGUCUCAUGUUACUACCACGCCUUCUCAGGGGCACAGAAG
Messenger RNA from Antrostomus carolinensis (chuck-will's-widow), 689 nucleotides. RefSeq names its product alpha-actinin-1-like. The annotation marks the transcript as partial. Gene Ontology annotation, molecular function: protein binding. Lineage: Eukaryota; Metazoa; Chordata; Aves; Caprimulgiformes; Caprimulgidae. The transcript has 8 exons. The record is from RefSeq and is a predicted model, not a curated record.